AUGCGAGCCCCCACCAUCGAGGGCUACGCCGCGCGGCACAGCAAGCUCACCAAGAGCGUCACGUUCAAUCGGGACACGCUGUCCUCCCCGCCCGGCGGGGACCUGCCCGCGCUCUCCCCGCCCUCGCUCGCGCCCGCGCCUCCGCUCUCCGCGCCCCCGGCCUUGGGCGGUGGCCGGCCGCUCGGCUCGUCCUUCGAGCGCCAGGACACUGUGGUGGUGGCGGCGGCCACCGGGGCCCCGCCCGACGCGCCGCUGCCGCCGGCCCCCGCCGUGUCGGCCGUGUCACAGACUGCUGUUCAAGUGACGACGACAGUGCAGAGUGCGGUUGUGGCAGUGACGAUGGCCGAGACUGUUGUAGAGGCCAGGUCGUGUACGACCACCACGCCCGCCAUUACAUGUUCCACGCUCGAAUCGCCCACGAAGAAAAAGCCUCCGAUUUUCUUGUGCCAAAACCCUCAGUUGAAUAUCUCAACGAAUCAAAAGAACUUCUUUCGACCUUCUCUUUUGCUGCCUUCUCACGGGAGUACCGAAGAGGAAUACUUCGGGGAAAUAAUUGUCGGUAUUAAACAGGUCCUACAGAGUCAUCUGGAUGAAAUUCAACAGAAAUUUCAGCUUAGAUUCCAAUCUCUAGAGCUUGAAGUUAAAAAACGAGACGAAAUCAUCAGUCAACUUCAGAAACGAAUACAAGAGCUCGAGACCCCUGACACCAUCCAUCACCAGGAGAACGGCGAUGACGGUGACACAUCUGAUGACUUAGACGAAGCUUCCGAUCAGCCCUUCAUGGUUGGUACCUCAUAGGCAGUAGCGUCUUGCAUAUUCCUAUAUUUUCAUAUCUAAUAAAUGUUAUGUUCAUGCGUGGUCUAUUGUAUUUGUAUGCAACACUUUAUAGCUUUGCUGAUUUUGCUUGGAUUGCUCCUCAAUACAUUUUCGGCUUUCAAAGGUUAUCAUCAGUAUCCAUCUCAUUCAUUAUGCGUUUUGAGGUCUAAACAGUAUUGUCAUUUACAAUACAAAUUAUAUAUUGUAUUGAGGUCUGUAAAUUAUUCAAGACCCAAGAACGGUUUAAUUUUUAUUACAAUUUCUUUGUUUUUCAUGGAAAAACAAUGUUUUCAUAAGUAAUACCACUAUGAAUUUGAAAUACUC
Messenger RNA from Gryllus bimaculatus (two-spotted cricket), 1140 nucleotides. NCBI's taxonomy places the organism in Eukaryota, Metazoa, Arthropoda, Insecta, Orthoptera, Gryllidae. The record is from the annotation of a GenBank genome assembly.